Molecule: messenger RNA, 2076 nt
Organism: Penicillium cinerascens
Lineage: Eukaryota; Fungi; Ascomycota; Eurotiomycetes; Eurotiales; Aspergillaceae
Gene: ace2
Product: putative C2H2 transcription factor (Swi5)
Exons: 2
Coding region: 1-2076 (691 amino acids)
Biological process (GO): regulation of transcription by RNA polymerase II
Cellular component (GO): nucleus
Molecular function (GO): DNA-binding transcription factor activity, RNA polymerase II-specific; RNA polymerase II cis-regulatory region sequence-specific DNA binding
Source: RefSeq, a predicted model, not a curated record
AUGUUCUCCGCCACCCCAACGUCGCAAGGCCCCGGUCACCACCGUCGUCAACUAUCGACUCCAGCAUUUCCCGAAGUUGCUACAUUCACAAAACCAGUCAUGGCCGGAAAUCCACCCCACCGAGCGCACCGACGCGGACAGACUGUGGACUACGGUUACGCACCACAGGUCUCCGCUGGCCGACAACCUGCGCCCAAGACGGUUCCAGAGCUUCGGGAUUAUUUUAACGAAAAAUCAGGUUACCCGCGUCAGGCGAGGCCUGCUCCUCAGCAGGUGCCUCCUUAUCUCCAGCAAGCACAGCAGCAUUUCAUCCCAAAUGGGCUGCCUAUGCAGGACGACGCAUAUCAAGCAUAUCCGCCGUCGUGGACAUGGAGCCGAGAAGAGCUUCAAGAACUCUACCAAGCUUCGGCUUCCUCCUCUUCCCCGGCACCAUCUAUUGCUCCGGCUCUCUCAAGAUCCGCCAGCGAAUGCUCAGACAAACAAUCACCGUUGAAGACUGCCCUGCACCGUAUGCACCAGGAGCAGCAGCACAAUCUUUCGAUGGCCCAGCAAGCGCAAAUGGCUAGCUACCGGCCCAUGCAACACCUCUCUAUUCAACCAGAGGCGUUUUCUCCCAAAAUGGACCCAUAUUUUUCUUACACUUCCCCUCUUACCCCCGAUGCUACACCUUUGAAGAGUUCGUUUGAUUUUCCCAUGUACAGCAAUGAGCAUACCCCCACCAAGUCCCAGAGCUUUUCCUACCCCCGUACCCCCGUCAGCACUGAAAUGCAGAGAGCCCACUCCCUCCAGAGCGUGUCUUUGUCAAGCCCAAUCCCGUCCAGACAUCAGGUACCCUCCCCUGCCGAAUCCUCGUCAAUUCCUUACACAGAAAUGGCGGCGAUGCCGUCCCCCAGCCAUGUCGAUGUGAAUGAGACGCCAUCCACCGGUCGACGUCAGAGUCGUACCAUGUCUCCGGCGUCUUCUCCUAUGUCUGAGCACGAGCCGCAGGCUGGGGGUCUCAGCGAGGUUGACCUCGAUGCCCGAGUCAGAGCGUCCGUUCGGAACACUGGAAUUUCUAGCGAAAAGAUUGCCGAAUACAUUUCUGGCCCCGAUUCCAAGGAUGGCAAAUAUGUGUGCAUGUAUGAUGGCUGCAAUUGCCGCUUUGGUCGCAAGGAGAACAUCAAAUCUCACGUUCAAACCCAUCUCGAUGACCGCCCUUAUCAGUGCGACGUCUGCGACAAGCUUUUCGUCCGAGGCCAUGAUCUGAAGCGCCACCUCAAGACACACACCGGCAAGAAGCCCUUUGAGUGCCUCUGCGGUGCUAGCUUCGCUCGGCACGAUGCCCUCACUCGCCACCGUCAGCGCGACAUGUGCGUCGGUGGUGUGACCGGCUUCGUCCCCAAAACCACCCGCCGUGGACGCCCGCCAAAGAAGAGCCGCCCUGAUAUGGAAACUCGCCAGACCAAGUCUACCCGAACCCGUCAGCGUGUCGCUGAGAAGGCCCCAUCUGUGUCAUCUGUCAAGCUAGAGGAUGCUUCCCUUCCUGUUUUCAACUCGCCCAACUACGCCCCGUCUACUGCCAUGUCUUCCUACACGCCGCCUACUUCACCAGGACACGCCCAGUCUCCCAACCACGUUGGCACCUCGCUCAUCUCCCACCUCGAGGACGACAUGCUUCCACCUCCGUUGUCGCCCCCUCAAAUGGCGCACGUCAGAUAUGAGCAGGCCAUUUCCCAAUUCGUCCCUAGCCUGGCUGCGCAGCAGGAGAACUUCUACAGCGAUCCCGCUCUUUCUCCUCAUGAAAUGUCAUCACCACACACUGCUCCUACUCUCGAUGAGUAUACUUCCGGCUCGGAGAUUGACCUGUUUAUCAGCCAAGAUUCCUCCGAGCAGGUGCGUGACGAAUUUGCCAACAUGACAACGAACGGAAUGUCCGAUUUCUCCACUGGCUACUCCUUUGUCGACUCAGCUGGUUUCCCACCAUCGUCAAUGUACUCCACUUUCCCCGAGAAGACCUUUUCCGGUCUUACCAACCUUGACGAAUCCUACGUGGACCAGAUCGACACGCUUUCUCAGGAAUUCCUCAAUGAUCCUUAA